Molecule: messenger RNA, 2233 nt
Organism: Xiphias gladius (swordfish)
Lineage: Eukaryota; Metazoa; Chordata; Actinopteri; Istiophoriformes; Xiphiidae
Gene: matn3a
Product: matrilin 3a
Exons: 7
Coding region: 1-1593 (530 amino acids)
Molecular function (GO): calcium ion binding
Source: RefSeq, a predicted model, not a curated record
AUGAAGACCUCACCCUGGAGCCUCGUGUGCUGCGCUUCCCUGCUGCUGUCCGAUGUGCUGGGCACAUACCACCUCAGCGCGGGAGACCCGCAGCUGAUCGCCGCGCAGAGCUACGCUCAAACCAGAAAUAACGGUCGACCACCAGGCAGGACCCUGAAUCCGGCAAUUCACAGAAGUGAUUACACGUAUAGAGGAGGGUAUCACUACCACUACCAGCAGCCAAGGAUCCCUCCAUCGGUAGUGUAUCGACCUAUUCCUCUAUCUCCACCGGUGACUUACCACAGACCCUCAGUCUCCAUGCCACCCUAUCACCACAGGUUCACAGUGCCGGUAGCACCACAAAUGCACCACAUAUACAAGAGUCUAUCUCCACCUGUAGCUUACCAUCAUCAUCAAAGGGUCAAAGGCCCAUUUCCUUACAAAAUAAAAGGUCCAUGCCCAACAAAGUCGGAGCCCACAGUACCAACAACACCUGUGGUACACCUUCCUACCGCCAUCCCAACUCUCCCAGAGCCAACACUGCAGCCAACACUGCGGCCAACACUGCAGCCAACACUGCGGCCAACACUGCAGCCAACACUGCAGCCAACACUGCCAGCAACCUCGGUGGCACCACUGACAACCAUCAGGCCGGUGGUGGUGACCACGGUGCCGCCAGUGGAGACCACCGCUCCUGUGACGCUACCGGUCAGUACCCAAAGCGGCUUCAUCACCACCGUCAGUCCUGUGGAGACAGAAACAGAGUCUAAGUGCAGGAGCCGUCCCCUGGACCUGGUCUUCAUCAUCGACAGCUCUCGCAGCGUGCGUCCUGGUGAGUUUGAGAAGGUCAAGAUCUUCCUGGCCGACAUGGUUGACACUCUGGUCGUGGGCUCAGACGCCACCAGAGUGGCUGUGGUCAAUUACGCCAGCACGGUCAAGAUCGAGUUCUUGCUCAAAGACCACUUCAACAAACCCGACAUGAAGAAAGCCAUCUCCCGUAUUGAGCCCUUGGCGGCUGGCACCAUGACUGGCCUUGCCAUCAAAACAGCAGUGAACGAAGCCUUCACCGAGCAGUCUGGAGCCCGACCUCGGUCUAGGAACAUCUCCAAGGUGGCCAUCAUUGUGACGGACGGGAGACCUCAAGACCAGGUGGAGGAAGUGUCUGCCGCUGCUCGGGCCUCGGGCAUCGAGAUCUACGCUGUCGGAGUGGACCGUGCAGACAUGCGCUCCCUGCAGCUGAUGGCCAGCAUUCCUCUGGAGGAACACGUCUUCUAUGUGGAGACAUAUGGCGUUAUUGAGAAGCUCACCUCCAAGUUCAGGGAGACCCUGUGCGGUCUGGACCCCUGCGCCAUGGGACACGACUGUGAACACAUUUGUGUCAACAGCAACGCCUCCUAUUACUGCAAGUGCCGGAAUGGUUAUGUCUUGAACGCAGACAAGAAAACGUGUUCCCUGAAACAGGUGAAAGUGGAGGUCGUGGAGGAUCCCUGUAAGUGUGAAGCCAGACUGGCUUUCCAGAAGCAGACGCAGGCGGCCAUCCAGCAGCUCACAGCCAAGCUAGCCGACGUGUCUGGGAGAAUCGCGCGUCUGGAGAACACGGUGGGCCGCGCUUAAAGCCGCACACGGCGAGGCGGUGAACUGGGUUGUUUCCUGUCGGCGGCGUGGGGGGCGCGGACGACGGCAACGGAGACAUCUGCUUCCUGUCACCCACCCUUCCAUAGCUGCCGCACGGAUUGCGACCACAGAUCGAGUGAAGCUGUGAUUCAAGAAAACCGUUGUCCCUCAAGUUGCUUGACUGCUGUGGGCUGUUUAGCAACAGUAUCUACAGUUGAUGUGGGAUUUUUAUGAACAUCGAAUACGAUGUUUUGAAACUGAUGUAAAAGCUACUUAUACUAUUUCUCUUAACACCCAUAUGAAUGUGGUAUAGUGUUAAAUAACCAAAGAAAAGGAGGAUUAUUUUCAUUGAUUGUCCAGUACUGUAUUAUGUAUGUUUUGUGUCCUGUUUGUGGACAUUGUAUAUCGUAGUCAUUUGUGAAAAUGUCGAAUUGGAUUUACGUAGGGGUUAGUUUUUAGUAGAAAAAUGACUUUAUACUCAGAGGCCUUCAAGGGCAAAAGGAUUUCUUACAUUAAGUAUUUUUGCAUAUUUUCUUUAUAAUAUACUCUCUGUUACAAAAGUUAUAUAUAUGUAUGUUUGUGAUUGCUAUGAGAUGACGUAAAAUAUUUGCUAAGAUCUAUAAAUAAAACAGACAAAUUG